AUUGGCGAUUUUGGUUUAGCGCGUGAAUUUGGGGAACCAUUAAAGUCUUACACUCCAAUUGUUGUUACUCUUUGGUAUAGUUUUAUUCUACUCCCGUUGAUAUGUGGUCUGUUGGGUGUAUUUUUGGUGAGUUCUUGAAGUUGGAGCCUUUAUUUCCUGGAAGGACAGAAAUUGACCAAAUUCAAAGAAUUUUCAGAGACAUAGGAACUCCAAAUGAACAAACAUGGCCAGGAUGUAUGGAAUUGCCAGGAAUGAGGAAUGGAGUUUUUGUUGAUACCCCUUUUAAUCAAUUACAUCGCAAAUUCAGUUCAGCAUUGCCUGAUGAUGAUGGUUAUCAAUUGUUAAUUAAAUUAUUAACUUUGGAUCCAUCUAAAAGGUUAUCGGCUAAGCAAGCACUGAAAAGCAAAUGGUUUCAAAACAAUCCAAAGCCUUUGCCACCCUCUUCCUUCCCAACGUGGCCUGCAAAGAGUGAACACAAUAAAAGACCACCAAAUGAACCUUCGGCACCACGCAAAUCUAUUGGCGGUUUCACUCUUAAAUUCGAUCUUAUUUGA
Messenger RNA from Meloidogyne enterolobii, 554 nucleotides. The record is from the annotation of a GenBank genome assembly. NCBI's taxonomy places the organism in Eukaryota, Metazoa, Nematoda, Chromadorea, Rhabditida, Meloidogynidae.